Juglans microcarpa x Juglans regia is the source of this 1163-nucleotide messenger RNA. RefSeq names its product sphinganine C4-monooxygenase 1-like. Bases 291 to 1067 code for a protein of 258 amino acids. The record is from RefSeq and is a predicted model, not a curated record. Lineage: Eukaryota; Viridiplantae; Streptophyta; Magnoliopsida; Fagales; Juglandaceae. The transcript has 2 exons. Gene Ontology annotation, biological process: lipid biosynthetic process. Gene Ontology annotation, molecular function: iron ion binding; oxidoreductase activity.
UCUUUACGGAACCCUAAGUGAAUUGAAUUCCAUCGCCAACCCUUUAUCUGCCGACUAAUCAUCUUCGAGUCCUAUAAAAAAAAAAAAAAAUCAUCUUCGAGAAUAAUCUCGUUUACAAUAACAAAGGAACCUCCACACUUUCCCCUUAUAGCUCUUGUGCCCAUUAUUCUUUUCUUAAUUUGACUUUAUUUUCUGAUUUGGGAGGGGGAGGGAAAGUGGGAGGCGUUUCGAUUCUCAUGCAAAUCCUGCGUUUGGCGCUCACUGUCUAACACUUCUCCACGUUCUCAAAAAUGGGUUUUGCGAUUUCCGACGAAUUGUUGGGCACUUUUGCCCCAAUCGUGGUGUAUUGGGUGUAUUCUGGGAUGUAUGCUUUGUUGGGAUCUUUUGAGAAUUAUCGGUUGCACUCGAAGAAAGACGAGGACGAUAAGAACUUGGUGUCCAAGGGUACUGUGAUCAAAGGAGUCCUUCUUCAACAGACUAUUCAGGCUAUUGUCGCAAUCAUUUUGUUCAAGGUGACAGGAGAUGGAGAUGGGACUGCUGCAGUUCCACAGUCUUCCUUUAUUGUUUUAGCUGGACAGUUUAUAACUGCCAUGUUGGUCUUGGAUACCUGGCAAUACUUUAUGCACAGAUACAUGCAUCACAGCAAGUUCUUGUAUAAGCAUAUUCAUUCUCAACAUCAUCGUCUUGUUGUGCCCUAUGCAUUUGGAGCUCUGUACAAUCAUCCAUUGGAGGGGCUUCUCCUUGACACAAUUGGUGGCGCCUUAUCUUUUCUUCUCUCUGGUAUGUCUCCUCGAGUCUCGAUCUUCUUCUUCUCCUUUGCCACCAUAAAAACGGUAGAUGAUCAUUGCGGAUUAUGGCUUCCCGGGAAUCUCUUCCAUGUGUUCUUCCAAAACAACACUGCUUAUCAUGAUGUCCACCAUCAGCUUUAUGGCAGCAAGUACAACUUUUCGCAGCCAUUCUUUGUACUGUGGGAUAGAAUUCUUGGAACCUAUAUGCCUUACUCAUUAGAGACGAGAGAAGCUGGCGGAUUUGAAGCACGGCCUACUAAAGGCUACAAGGAUGAUUAAUUGUUGAUAGAUAAUUUUUCGUCAUUGUACUGAUAUUUUUCACCCUUAAAGGCCACACUGCUUUGAUGAUUUGUAUGUACAUAUAUUGUUGCUUUA